Cherax quadricarinatus is the source of this 1520-nucleotide messenger RNA. The record is from RefSeq and is a predicted model, not a curated record. Lineage: Eukaryota; Metazoa; Arthropoda; Malacostraca; Decapoda; Parastacidae.
AUAAUAAGCGUCUGGACGAGUGGGUUGAAGAAGAUCGAUUAGAUACAAGAAAGAUUCAGUAUCCUCGUCGAGAUUUGGCAUCUGCAGCUACGACUGGUCUUAAUACACCAAAAAAGACACUAACUGGCACCACCAAUUCACGUCCAUCUUCUCCAGGAUUGACUCCAGACCCAAUCACAGGCCCAUCAGUGUUAGCUGCCUUGCAGCAAAAACAACAGAAGAACAGAAAGAGGAAGUUGGAUCACACUGAGAGCAAGUCUCCACCUACACAGGAGGAUGAAGGUCGCCGAGCAUCUAUUGGAAGUGCUAUUGGAGGGUCCAUGGGGAGUUUGUGUGACAUUGAGAUACCUCCUCUAAUAACUCAACAGCAGACUGUUCCUAGACAGACUGGCUCUCUCGCCACCCACUCUGACGACCAUGCCAUCACUCGUAUAAAAAAUAUGAAGAUGAUCGAGCUUGGAAAAUAUCGGAUAAAACCUUGGUAUUUCUCCCCUUAUCCACAGGAAAUAACAAAUUUGGAUUGUAUCUACAUAUGCGAAUUCUGUUUGAAGUACCGCAAAAGUCGGAAGUGCCUAGAAAGACACCUUCAAAAAUGCCCCUUCAAACAUCCACCAGGCAACGAGAUUUAUCGAAAGGGAUCCAUAUCAUUUUUUGAGCUCGAUGGGCGUAAAAAUAAAUUAUACGCACAAAAUUUGUGUCUUCUGGCAAAACUUUUCUUGGAUCACAAGACCUUAUAUUACGACACUGACCCAUUUCUGUUCUACGUUAUGACCGAGUACGAUGCUCGGGGAUAUCACAUAGUGGGCUACUUCUCAAAGGAGAAAGAAUCAUCAGAAGACUACAAUGUGGCCUGUAUAUUAACUUUGCCUCCUUAUCAGCGAAAAGGUUAUGGAAAGCUUCUUAUUGAAUUUAGUUAUGAACUUUCAAAAUUUGAAGGCAAGACAGGGUCACCAGAAAAGCCACUCAGUGACUUGGGAUUACUCUCUUACCGAUCUUACUGGAAACAGACUAUACUCGAGAUCCUAAUAGCACUCAAACCUCAAGAAGGGCAAGAAAAGCCGCAAUUAACAAUCAAGUGGGUCUGCUUUUGGUUGAAUGAGAUCUGCGAGCAGACAAGCAUCAAGAAGGAAGAUGUUAUAUCGACACUAACUAAUUUAGAAUUAAUAAAUUAUUAUCGUGGGCAGUACAUUUUAACUUUAAAUAAAGAUUUAGUUGAAAGCCAUAGAAAAAUUAUGGAGAAGAGAAAAAUCAGAAUUGACUCGAAAUACUUACACUGGACCCCGAAAGACUGGGCGAAGAGAGGAAAAUGGUAAUUAAUAGAGGAAUCGUAAAAAAAAAAAAUUGCCUCAGUACAGUACAUUACCUGAAUUGCAUGUAUGCAUACCAAUAAAUACAUAGUGCAGUGAUAAUGUAUAUAAAUAUUGUAAACUUAGAAAUAAAUAUAUCUACAUGUACAGUAUUAUACACAAGUGAAAUAAAAUAUUGUGCAUUUUUUAACCAAUAAAUUAAAAUAAAAGUCA